AUGGAAAUUUCGUCACACCAAUGUAUUUCUGCCUUCUCAUUUUCCGCUUGCUUUGCUAUUGACGGAUAUUCCUCAUCCCUGACGCGCCGUGAUUCCGUUCUCGACGCCGCUAGACGCCCCGCGAUAAUCAGCACACUCGCAUCGCCGCCAUUCGACCAUCCGCGCCCGUUCCUCCGCUGUGACGUGACGCCCGCAGCCCACCCGCUCACUUACAACACCCGCCCACCUGUCCACUCCGCCCUCUCGCCCUCUCCGCCCUUCCCCGCUGCACCCGCCAUGUCCGCGGCCGGCGCGGAGGAGCUUCCGCCAUGCGUGCUGCUGCGCAACUGCACCAUUGUGCAGGCGGGCGGCGCGGGGGUCGUUGCUGACGUGGACGUGCGCGCGGCGCAGCACGUGCUGGUUCAGGGCAAGCGAAUCGCGUUCGUCGGCGACGUGCUGCCGUCCGACCUGCUCGCGUCGUUGACGGCGUCGCGACCGCCCGUGGUGAGCCCCCCUCCCUGCACGCGCCUGCUACUGGUGCAGCCCCAGUGGGAGUGCCUCCGAGGCAAUUCAGCGGCUGCGCCUCACAUGCCCUCUCGCUUCUUCCCCCCAUGCACGCCUCUCCUCCUUCCGCUCCUUCCACCCAUGCGCCCUUUUCCCCUGGGCUGCCAGGAGAUCGACCUGGCGGGGCGCUACCUCCUCCCUGGGCUGUGCGAUGCGCACAUGCACGUAACAGCGGCGGCCUGCGCGGAUCUGCACGCACUGGCGGCGCUGCCCGUGUCGCUGGUGGCGUGCCGCGCUGCCAGGGGGCUGCAGGCCAUGCUCAUGCGGGGCUUCACCACCGUGCGCGAUGCUGGGGGGUGCGACCAGGGGCUGGCUCAGCCAUGCCGCGGUGCAUCUAUGCGCCCGUUCCUUCUCAGCCCCGCCACCCUCCGUCCCCCCCAACACCAGGCAGUGGAGGAGGGCACAGUGAUUGGACCACGUAUCCUCAUAUCAGGCCACGCCCUCUCCCAGACGGGAGGCCACGGGGACAUGCGCAAGCCCUCCCACGAUACCCUCCCUGUCGCCGCUCCCUCCUCCUUCUCCCUCUGCGCCUGCUCCUCUGCUGCUUCCGCCGUGGGCGGCCUGGGCAUCGGCCGAGUCUGCGACGGCGAGGCUGAGGUUCGGCGGGCGGUUCGGGAGGAGCUUCGGCGGGGGGCGCGGCAGAUCAAGGUGAUGGCGUCAGGCGGCGUAUCGUCACCGUCGGAUCGCGUGGAGAGCCUGCAAUUCUCGGAGGGGGAGAUGCGGGCGGCGGUGGAGGAGGCGGAGGCGCAGGGGACUUAUGUGAUGGCGCAUGCUUACGCGGCUCGUGCGAUUAAGAGGGCAGUGGAGUGUGGUGUGCGCAGCAUUGAGCAUGGCAAUAUGCUGGACGAGGAAGGAGCAGAGCUGAUGCUGCAGAGAGGAAGCUUCCUGGUGCCCACGCUGGUGACGUACGAGCGUAUCAAGCAGGCGGGGCAGCAGAGCGGCAUGGACGGCAGCAUCGUUGCCAAGGUGCAGGACCUGCUAGAGAGGGGGCUUCAAGCUGUGGCACUGGCCGAAAAAAAGGGAGUGCCGAUAGUCUUUGGCUCGGACCUGCUGGGUCCCAUGCAGUCCCACCAGCUGCAGGAGUUUGCCAUCCGCAGCAAAGUGCAAUCACCGGCGUCUGUUCUUCGGUCGGCUACAACUGCUGCUGCAAGACUCUUUGGAAUGGAAGGAGAGAUUGGGUCUGUGGCAGUUGGCGCGCUUGCGGAUUUGAUCGUGUUGGAUGGGAAUCCGUUGGACGGCAUAAGCGACGGAAGCGGUGGCACUUCGGGGGGUAACGGCGGAAGCAGCGACCCGGGGAUGGCGGAGAUAAAGUCUGUCGGGGGAGACGGGUGGGGGGUGGCGAAGCGGGCGUUUCAGCAAGGAGUUGCGAAAAUAAAAACAACGGCGGCGGCGGCGGCGGCGGCGGCUGCGGCGAUAAACCUGGAUGGCCCUUCGCGGCGCCGCCCUGACGUGCACUCCGCGGCGGUGCAGGAAUUCUCGCAGUUCCUCAAAGACUCGCACCGGAGAUUAAUCUCCUCUGCCGGCCUCCCCGCGUCGCGGAUCGUGCACAGUUACCGCUACCUCAUGAACGCGUUCUCGGCGCGAUUGACGGCGGCGGAAGCGGAGAGUUUGAAGAAGCAGGCGUGGGUGGAUCGGGUGGAGCGCAGCCAGAUGGUGCGCGCGGCGACGACGCACACGCCCGACUUCCUGAACCUGCCCAACAAAGUCUGGCCGCAGCUGGGCGGGGAGAGCCGCGCGGGGGAAAAUGUGAUUGUAGGCCUCAUUGACUCGGGUAUUUGGCCGGAGCACCCGGCCUUUUCGGACAAGACCAGCACCCCGUACGGCCCGCCGCCCAGCCGGUGGCGCGGGGGGUGCAACACGACGGCGGACUUUCCGCGGUGCUCACAGAAGAUAAUUGGCGCGCAGUGGUUCGUGGCGGGGCUGAAGGCGGAGGGCGGGCGCAUUGACCCGAGCAUCGAGUUCCUGUCGCCCCGCGACGCUAACAGCCACGGCAGCUGGUGCGCUGGAGCGGCUGCGGGCAACGCCGUGCGCGUCAAGUCGGGUGCGCAGCCCUUGGGUACGGCGCGCGGAAUGGCCCCGCGCGCGCGUUUGGCAAUAUACAAGGCGCUGUGGUUCGACGGGCAGGUGGCGAUGGGCAGCGAGGCUGACGUGUACAAGGCCGUGGAUCGCGCCGUGGCGGACGGCGUGGAUCUGCUCUCCAUGUCCGUCGCGUUCAGCGACGAGAACUACUUCAAACACCUCCCGCUCAUGCGCGCCGCGCAGGCGGGCGUGCUGCCGGUGCUGGUGGCCGGCAAUCUCAAGGCCCCUCCGGACAGCGAUGACGGACAGUACCGCACCAUCCGCAACGCGUCGCCCUACUACCUCACCGUCGCCGCUAGCACGACGGACAGAGCGUGGCCGCCGCAAGCCACGCUGAGGCUGCAGGACGGCGCAGCGACCACCGCCUCCGCCAGGACCGCGGGCGGGCGGAGAACCGCCACCGCGGAUGACGACGGCGGCGGGGGAGUGAGCGCGGAGGCGGUGACGGUGGUGGGGGUGACGUACCACGCGGGCACGGCGCACACCGUGAACCUCUCGCUCGUUGACGGCGCUGCUGCCGCCGCCAGCAACGUGCCCCUCAUGCAGGCGCGCAUGUGUCUGCCCGGCGCACUCUCCCCCGCGCGCGUGGCGGGGCGGAUGGUCCUCUGCGAGGCGGGGGGGACGACGCCCGAGGCCAAGGCGGGGGAGGUGCGGAGGGCGGGCGGACGCGCGAUAGUGAUCGCGUCGGCGUCCGCCACGGCGGGCAGCGUGGGGGAGGGGUACGCGCUCGACCUGCCCUCUCUGGUCGUCAACCGCUCCAUGUCGCAGGCGCUGCGAAGCUUCCUCAACAGCUCUAGCAGUCCGCGCGCGACCCUCUCCUCGCUCUCACUGCAGUCCAACCAGGUCGCGCCAGUCAUGGCGCCCUUCUCCUCCACGGGCCCCAUCGUCGACCCCUCUCUCCCCCCCGGCCGCUCCCCCGACGGCUUCACCAACGACAUCUUAAAGCCCGACAUCACUGGCCCGGGAGUCAACCUCCUCGGCCCCAUGGCCUCUGGAAAACACGGGGAAGCCGCAUACCAGCUGCUCUCAGGAACCUCAAUGGCUGUUCCGCAUCUGGUGGGGAUUGCGGCGCUGAUAAUGCAAAAGUACCCGAGCUGGAGCCCUGCCGCGGUGAAAUCCGCGAUCAUGACGACGGGCACGGUGUUCAACAAUCGCAACGAGCCCAUUCGGACAGCGUCGGGGCACCGAGCGACGCCGUGGAAUUUCGGGUCAGGGCACGUGGUGGCGGUGAGGGCCAUGGACCCGGGGCUGGUGUACAACGUGGGCGCCAAGGGCUACAUGGCGUUCCUCUUUGGGAUCAAUGCCAACACGGCGAGCAAAGUCUUCCAGCACCAGCAGGUGCCGCAGAAGGGGGGCGGACGGACGGUGAUCAAGGCCUAUGAUCUGAACCUGCCGAACAUCUGCGUGUCGAAUCUGGUGAAGCAAGUCACGGUGGUUCGGCGCGUGACGAACGUGGCUCGGCAGGCGUCAAAGUACAGGGCGAGGGUGGUGGCGCCUAAGAAUGUCCGCGUGGUGGUGGCGCCGGGAGCGUUUACGAUAGCGCCGGGCGCGUCGCAGGUGUUUUCGGUGACGUUCACAGUGGUGCAGGCGACAAGGGCGUUCUCGUUUGGCAGCCUCACGUGGGUGGACGGCACACACCGAGUGCGGUCGGUGCUGGCCGUGCAGCCCGUUCAGGCGUGA
Closterium sp. Naga37s-1 is the source of this 4302-nucleotide messenger RNA. The record is from the annotation of a GenBank genome assembly. NCBI's taxonomy places the organism in Eukaryota, Viridiplantae, Streptophyta, Zygnematophyceae, Desmidiales, Closteriaceae.